AUGGGCAGACACGCUCUGGGCAACAAGGAAUCUCCUCCAAUGGUGCAUCUUCUGAUGCUGGACUUGCAGAAAACUUGGUUCAAGAACCAGAUCCAGAACGGAUGUGCUGGUGUGACCACCCAGGACAUCUGCAGCUCCCCAGGGGAUGGUCACCUCCCAGCUCCUGAGCUCUCCCUGAGCUCCUCCAAGCCUGAGGAGGGGGGAUCCGUUGUGCUUCACUGCCUCAUUGUUGGGCAAUUCCCUGCCACACGAGUUGUCCUCUGCAAGGACGAGGUGGAGCAGCAGAGCCUGAAAGCCACAAAGGGGCAGCAGAACCUCUUUGUCCUGCAAAAUGUCACCGUGGGGAGCACGGGGCUGUACAGAUGUGGGUACCAGCACAAGGACGACAGGAACUGGGCAGAGGUUCCAGCUCCCAGGCAGGGCCACCAACCUCAGCUCCUCCUCCCCAACCCUUCCCCAGAGGCAUCGUGCUGGGAGUGGUGGUCGCCUCCCUGCUCCUCCUGGCUGCAGGCAGCUCCUGCGCCGUCAGGAAAGGACUCUGUGGAGACAGAUGCCAGAGGCAGCACCAGGUUCCCAGUCAAGAGGCACAAGCGACGGAAUCCGAUGAGCUCCAGUACUCCACCCUCAGGCAUGUUGGACGGACCAGGGAUGACGUUUCUCCAACAAGAAGAUGGUUUUUUUACCCCCAAAACCUGUUAUUUUCUCUCCAUCCUCUGCCAAAACCCUGGGGUGCCAGAGGUGACCCCCAGUGCCACGUACGCCACCAUCAGCCCUCGUGGGAGCUCCAGGCCACGGGGACAGUCACCCCCCUUGGCACCUGCACCGAGUGGGGAUGUCCAUGGGAGCACCCAGAGCAACCACAUCUCCAUCCCAGGGUGGAAAGUGUGA
Messenger RNA from Apus apus (common swift), 888 nucleotides. RefSeq lists its product as uncharacterized. The transcript is spliced from 10 exons. Bases 1 to 888 code for a protein of 295 amino acids. The record is from RefSeq and is a predicted model, not a curated record. Lineage: Eukaryota; Metazoa; Chordata; Aves; Apodiformes; Apodidae.